AGUUGAGUCAUUAAUAAUAAGAUCGAGGUUAUCGAAGACCUCGGUAAAAGAGUACGUGCAGGAUCGUGUUCUUUUUAGUGCCUUUUAUAUUCUGAGAAUGUUAGUGAUACAUAUGUUGUAUGCCACUUGUGUAUAGUUUUUAUGGAAAUAUAUAUACUUUAAAGUAUGUGGUAUUUAUACGUGCUCGCGGUAAUGAUUGUAAUUGAGAGGACAGGGAUUGUAUGCUCUUGAUUUUCACUUUUUCACGUAUGUACUUAAGUGCGUACAUACGGAUUUUAGCCAGCAAAUAUUUGAAGACUGAAUAGACAAUCAUUGAACAUAUAUUGUUGCAGAUAUAUUUUUAAGAUUUAUUAACUGGCAAGAGGAAAGAAGUAUUAUUUCCAAUGGAGAAGUGGCGAAGCAAAGGAAAAAGCAACGUAACGACAGAUAGUCUUUUACCACCAACACGUCGUUUUCCAAAUACAAGUGCAAUACAACCAGAUAAGAAAAAAGAGAGGAAAUGGUCCAUCGGUGGUUUUCUUAAGAGAAUAUCAGCGACUAGAGACAGUGAUAGUACAUCAAGUGGAGACAAUACUGGACAUCCUGAGAAGCAUACAACUUCAAGACACUCUCGAACAGCUUCUAAAGCAAAGGUUAAAAAUGCUCCUAAUGCUAAACUUGCAUAUGCUACCGAUAAACAUUCACCAUCACCUGGAAAUAAGAAAAGUGAUAAUCUUGAUAAAAAAGAACCAGUGGUUAUAAUUGAAGGAAACAAUGAUAUGGAGUCACAGGUCACACGUUCCCAGGAUUCUAUUCAUGCAUGUCGAGAUUCCAUGCAUUCACGUAGUAGUGAUGGAUCGUUAGACUGUGUAAGUAAAAAAUUACGUAAAGAGAAAAUAAAAGCGCGCGUAGAAGCGCGAAGGGAUCAACUAUGCGGCGAUAGCAGCUCAGAUGAAGGUUUAUCUAAAUCAAAUAAUUCGCUAGAAACUUUUCGUAGCGACGAGAGUAUUACGAACGUACAUAGAAAUGAUUCAUGUAACCGGAAGUCACGUGCUUCGAGAACUGAACGUUACAUAAAGCGUUUAUCAAGGGAGGAUUGUAGUAACGGAAAUAACAGUAAUUGCGUAAAAUCACUUGCAACGGAACUUGCACUGCCGCACGAGGAUGCAACUGUUUAUCAUGCAGCUAAUGAAAAAUGUCGACCACCAAUGCAUCCACGUGUUACAAGUGUUCAAACAAAGAGUCAAGCUGUCACUACUUUUCCAAGAAGAAGCACUGCCAGUGUCGAUCCGUUUGACAGCACAACAGCGUCCAAUUAUCAUCCACGUUCUUUUUGCAGUGAAACUUGUUUAACGGGCCAAUCACAAUCAAGUUAUGAUCCAUUCGCUAAAAGAACAUUGGAAUUCUGCACGGAUUUCAAUCAGAACAAUAAUUACGCCAAAGAGAAGAAGCCAUCGAAGAUGUUUCGCGACGAGCAUAGACGUCAAACUGAUUUAGGUGGCGUUGUUCCUGCUGUAAAAAAUUACGCUUCAAUUCAACCGGUCGGUUGUUGGCAAUCGUCACGACGUCAAUUAUCAACUCCACCAGAGCCUCCACCACGAGAUCCACAGCGUCGCGUAUUUUCAUUUGGUUCAUCAGACGUUUCCGCCAGACCAUCAUCCAGUUCAUUCGACAAUAACAACAGAUCGGAAGGUCUUGGUAAAAUCGGUAAUGAAAGCUUAUCCAUUAAUAAUAAAAAAUUGUCUCGAAAUGAUACAAAGAAUUCUCAUCAAUAUAAUUCUAACGAUGAAGUUACUUGGGUAGAAACGAAUAUUUCUGUGAGACCUAGACCAUCAUCGGUAAACUCAACGUUCAUCACUACGCCACCCUGGAAGUGCAAUAAAGCUGGUUAUCCAAUAAAUCGGUAUCAUUGUAGCGACGAGGAAAAUUCUCUAAAUUCAUCGUGUAAUUCCAAAAGUAGAAAACAAAAGGUUGAAAAUUGUAGUGAAUCAGAAACAUCCAGUGUGAGUCGAGGUUUGAUAAUACCAAAUUCAUCGCCUGGUCAAAUACAACCAAUAGAUCCCAACAUGGAUCGGCUUACUUUACAGAAGGAUGUCUCUCCAAUUAUGGAUAAAAAUGUUAAAAACACUGCUGGCGAUUUCGGGAAAUCUUCAUUAGACGUUACUGGAGAAUUAUCUCAGCAAUAUGCCAAUCGAAAGUCACAGUCGCCACCGAAUCCACCGAUACGUCGAUCUUCAUACGUGGGCUCACUAAACACUACGAACGUGACUAACACCGCUGACACUGAAAUGGCCGAUCGAAAGAGGAAUUCGAGAAACCUUGAGGAAGCCUUGUCGGAGCUAGAGGCGAUUUACAAUAGCUUGCGUUUAGGAGAUGAAGAUCUGCUUGAACGAGCUGAGCGACGUAGCAUGGAAGAAUUUGCACGUAAGGAUCCUAAACUUGGGGAAUCUUUGACAAAUUCGUCAAGUGGUGCAUCUGAUAAAUCGUCACUGGAUGGAAAAUCAACUGAAGAUCAUUCGUCGAAACCGGAAGUACCAGACAGAUUAAAGGAUGACAUGGCUUACAGGAGGAUGAAUCCAAAGGAACGUCCAGCAUCAUUAGACAGUCAAACAUCUUUAUCAAAAAUCAGUUAUUUAUUUGUGUCGCCAGUUCUAUCGCGCAAGGAACUCGAUUACAACGUGGAUGCCCGCAAGAUUCAAAGAGAGGAACCAGAUAUAACGCGAGAUGAUGUUGUAUUCCGGAGCAUAAAUCAUGCCAACAACAUGUUAAGAAUUGUUGAGCCUCAACCACCUUUUGGAAUACCAUUAGGCCCAGUCACCUCAGCUACUGACAGUGAUUAUUUACACAGUAUACCAAUCAAACCCGAGCAACCUCGAUCAUCGUACAUACCAAAAGUGGAGCCUGAUAUUGUUACUGAUGAUUUGGCUUUUCGAAAUCUUCGUAAGGAUUCCCACAAGGAUGCAACCACCUUUCAUGACAUUGGCGAGAAGAAUGAUCGUGAGCUAAUAAAUAAAGGCAGUCGAAUUGGUACAAAUUCAGCGUUUGGAAUGAAGAAAAAUCGUGCCGUCCGAUCCUUGUCUGCUAAUCUUUAUGGUUUAAUCAAUAAGCAAGUUAAUUCCUAUAAUGUUUAUGAUCAAACACGUAUACCAACGAAUUUUCAAGAUGCCCUGAACAAGGGUAAUACCAGUUUUAGGGGCAAAUACGAUUUCGCGUAUGACAGUGAUGCUUCACGUGGUCAGAACGUGAGGCACGUUAUGAGUGAUACCGAAUCAUCGGAGAUUGGCUCACGUUGGUUCAGAUCAAUUGAUAGUGACGUUGACGUUAAUGGAAAUCGAUCCAAAGGCAUUUUUAGACGUAAACUUCAAGUGCACGUUCCUCCGCCUAAGGAUACCAAUUCGUACGAUCAAGAUUCUGCGAAUAAAUUGCCUGAUUCUUCAUAUGGAGCACGAACAGCAUCCCCUACAUUCUUUUCAUCCAGUGACAAAUUGUUUAUUGGUAAGACUAGUAGUUUGCCAGCGAGCUCUGUUGUUUCUCCAAUCCGUGCAAAGCAGGUUGAGCCAUUUACUGAAUUGGAGAUAGCGAAAUAUAAGAAGCUGUGUGAAGAUUUAGAGAAUUUAGUGCAUCUGGCUAAAGGGGGAAAUGCGGUUUUAAAUACCACCGAAAAUUUUUCGAAUAAUUUUAUUACCAAAGAUGAUAAAUUGAAUGAUAGCAGGGCGAAUGAUAGGAUGAUGAGUAACGAGGCUAAAGAGAUAUCAGAAAAUUUGUCGAAUCUAGUCGAUUUGGCGAAUAAUGAAUUACUAACGGAGAAUGAAAAAAAAGAAAAAUCUAAUAAAUUUGUACAAGCAUGCAAGUCAACAAUGGAUGCAGUUUCGGAUAUAUCUAGUGUACAAAAAGUUCGAGAAAACAACAAAGAUUCUUCAACGUUAGAUACUUCCGUGCCAGAAAACGAUAAUGUAAUAAAUGGCAACAAAAAUACUGCCAAUAAUGUAUGUAUUGAAACAAAAACCGGUGAUACUUGUGAUAAAAAAAUGAAUCAAAGUGAAGAGAGCGAAUCGUCGGCAGCGAGAAAAGAUGAGUUUAUUGAUAAAAUAAAAGUGGAAAACAAUAACGAAAGUAAAUCACCGAGAACUGCUUUCGAUGAUGAAAAAGAAGUUAAAAUAUCUCAAUCAACUUCUGAUUCUCAAGGAUUAGCCAACGAUAAAGAGACUGUCGUAGAUUCUUCUGUGUUAAUUGUUCCUGAUAAUGAAGAGCCUGUCAAUAUUGUCACUGACAGUGAAGAGUGUGAUUUCUCAAGUGAAGAACAUCUCCUGUUCAAUUUUGAAAAGCUAAGCUACAGUUCAAAUCGAGAUGGAACCUCGACGUCCACUUCACUAGAAAUUGUUAAUCCUGAUGAUGACAUUGAGAAUGUUGAUGAUGAAGACGAUGAUGACGAUGACAAUCAAUAUGAUGAUGGCAGCCAUAACAAUGACAGCAAUUUCAAGUAUCACCAUGAGAAAGAGAUGCGAAGUGAUUCAACUCUUGACUCACAGGGUGGCUGCGAAGUAAUGGUAGCUGCUGGAGCAACAUCGCUGAUGGCAGCUAGAGAGGGGAACCCUACAAAUGGAACUGAAAGUCGUUUGGUGCAACGUGAAAACCAAAGUACAGCAUCUCGCUACCAUGAGGCACAGAACUGCCAGCAGAAUGCAGAAUGUAACACUAAGAAGACUGCUGUUACCUCUUCAUUGAAUAGCAAUGAGCAUAAGAACGGACCACCACAGUUAGAAAAGACCAAUAAUCGUCUUGCCUCAAGAAUAGAAAGUAGAGAGGGCUCGAAAAGUCCAUCAUCCAGUAAAACAACAGCAAUUCGCGAAACUAAAGCUUCGAGACUGCGUGCAGCCUCCAUCGUAUCGCCGAAUGGUAGCAGCGGAGCAACCUCAAUAUCCAGACGAUCUGGAGUCACAGAAUCGUCGUCACCUUGGCGACUUCAGUCAAACAUUACUCUACGUUCGAAACAAAAAAGUCCAAUGUCAUCGGACAGUAGCAGUACCCCAAAUACAAUUAGAGAACGUGACAAAAGCUACAAACGAAAAUCUUUUUUGAAUCGAUCAUUAAACGCCGAGGAAGUGCUGCCGGAUCGUUCUAUCAAUCAAUAUGACACCUCUGGCAGAAGAGGACGCAGAAUGACUACCAGCAAAAGAAAUCAAAAUACCGACACAUUGUCGUCUUCGGAUUCUACAACUUCUCGUCAGAGUCCGUCGAAUCCGGUGAAGAGAUCAAUGGAGUCGAAGGAGACGACGCCUCGUAGAACGACCAAUCAACAAGACACGGGUCGUCCUAACGAUGCAGGUCGUCCUAAGAAUCACGCAUCACCUUCUACUGCAGCUUCUAUUGCUUCCUCUUCUUCUGGCAUGAAAUCCUCCAGCACGCAGCGCACUAGUGGUGGUGGGCAUGAUGUCUCGGAAGUUUCACGAAGGGUCGAUGCAUUGACAGCACUUACAAGAGCUACGAUGGAGCGUGUCGAAAGGCUCACAGCAAACGCCAGUCCACCUGUUGUCAACGCAAGAUCGCGAACUGUCUUGCCAGAGGCACAUGCGACCUCUACGAGUAACGGAAGUCGUCACGCUUCAUCAUCGGAUCCUGCGACUACUGCACUUCGUCCGUCAUCCGGUUUGUCAACAAGGUCAUGCAGAUUGACACCGUGGAAUGGAGAGGGUUCAGUGAAUUCUGAAAAGGUGACGGGUGCUGCUGCAACAUCAGCUUCAACAACAGAAACUGGCUCGACGUCCACCGAGAUAACGACAAGAACGACGAUGCCAGUGGGAACUACAGCAGCUGCUACGAUGACAACGAUGUUAUUGGCCGGGUCGACGACAACUGUACCGACGUUGCGACAUCAAGUUCCGGUUUCUAUUCUCAAGCAUAAAACGGCCGAGAGCGACGCUGGCCAAUCCUCAUCAUGUUCCUCGCAUGUUACCCUACCUGUUACUUUCUCACCAUCCGUGGUGGAACCGUUGUCCAAAAGGCAUGGGAUUCUGAAGAAGCGCAGCAGUCUGGAUGAGAACGAAAUUCUCCGACGUCGCAGCUGUUCACCUGAUGUAUCCUUUGGUGAUAGUGGUUUCCUUGAGUUUAGGCCGAUUCUCAAGAACCAGAGAAGAUCAUCCUUGGAUGAGAUCAUCAGGAGAGCACAGAGUCCAGAUCCUCAUCCAACGUCGAUAUUGAAACGUAAAUCGUCGAGGGAAGAUGACGGAGAGGAUCGUCAGGUUGGUUCACCGGAACCCCAGGGUAUUCUUAAACGGAAGUCUGUCUCAAGCGGAAACGGAAUUGCAAAUACGUCUCAUCACGUGAGUAUUACAGCAGCUGUUAUAAAAGCUGCAGCCAGCGUAGCUGAAUUCGCCGACGGUUCCGAGGUGCGUCCCAUCCUGAAGAAAAAGCACAGUCGGGAAGAGUCUUCGUCGAGCGAUCCAUCCUCCUUGGAGCCACGGCCUAUCCUGAAGAAGAAGUCGAGCACAGAGUCAGAAGAGCACGAGGAUAAACCAAAGAAGACGAUUUUGAAGUGUUCUCGAAAAAGCUCACAAGAAGAUUCCCAUGUAGAACCUGCGACGGCCUCGCCGAAGAAGCUCUCCGUACUUCGAAAUCGCUUGCCCCAGUGCAGAACUGUGAUGGGUAUUCCUGACGGUGAAGUGGUUCGGCCCAUAUUGAAACAACAGUCGUUCUCAAUACGCGACGGUGCGUCGCGCGCUCGAUUAAAUUUCUACGAGAACUCCGCGACCGUCGACGAAGAACGCGACGACGACGAUGACUCCCACGUUCCUGCCUGGUUUCUUCGGAAGAGGGCGCAAUCGGUUGGCCACGUUCAAUCACCGGAGAAUUUUGAAGAAUUCUCAACGAUCGUUCACAACCGGAAAUCAUUAGGAUCGGCCUCUCUUGUUGACGUGCGUCAGGAGAGAUCCUUUCUCUCAAGACUUGCGAGUCUGGCAAGUUCCUCGGCUGGAAAUCGUAGUGCGAUUAUGCCCGGAACUUGUGAUUCCGAUACUUCCUUGGCCUCAUCUACGAUCUCCAUCGAGUUUCCCGACAGCACUGGAACAAAAGUCACGUUGAACAACGAGUCAAGUGCCAGAGUUAAAACGACAAGAUCAAGAAUUGAGCAGCCAUCGCAGAAGCACUUGGCAAAGGAUAUUGAUAUGUCUGAAAGAAGUGAUUCAACGCCAGAGCCAGAAGAUGUACUGGAACAAGACAGUGAGGAGGAAAGAAACAAAACCACAACAUGUAAAUCUGUUGAUUCGAACAAUGAACAAUCAAAGGGGAAUAACGAUGGGACAGUUAUCGAAUCUCCAAGUGCUCAGGGAAAGGACGACGAUGUGGAUGCUUCGAACGCGUUUGAUGCUCAAGAAAGAAAUAUAGUACAACGUAGUAAUAGCGUCUCGAAAAUGGCUUCGCAUUUCAAAGCCCUGGAGGAGCAGGUCAAAGCUGACGCUGAGAAAAGUGUGAAACGACGCGCAGUGCAAAAGGGUUCACGUGGUAUUCAACGUUACAGAGAACGAAAGCAACAAGGUAUCGACAGGUUCAAUACGCAACCGAUAACUUAUCAGGAGGUGCAAGAAGCAGUAUUACAGAACCAGCGGAACACUGCCACGAACAAUUCCACUAGUGAGACUCCUGGUCGCUCGGAGAAGGAGAACGACGCCGCGACGACCACAGACGAUGAAUUCGAUCCAUCUAAAUUGAGUCUUGCCGAUCGUGUACGACUGUUCAAUCAAAAAAUAGCGACGGAAAGUGUUCCGCUUGCGGGUGGACUCAUGCCACGCGAAACAUCUCAGAAAAGAAGACCGGCGAAUAGAUACAAAACACAGCCGAUCACUUCUGAAGAAGUGGAGGUGGCUUGUCGCAUAUCUCCUUUAAACGUGAAUUACUUUCAUGAAUCACCACUUGAUGCAUUUGGCACGCAUCACAGCUCUACGCGAUCGGCUGGCUCGCAGGGACUUUCGAAGUCUUCCAUGUCGCUGCAUCCUGAAUUGCCAAAGAGCAUCCUUAAAUCAUCAGGUCUACAGACGUCGGAAGUGUCACGACCUAGAACACCGGAGCUCGAGGGAUUUAGUCUACUGAAAUCUGUACUUAAAAAGGAAUCCGAGGAGCAGCAUCAGACUGUCGAGAAUUCGGAUCUUCAUCCAAGCUCGAUAUUGAAGAGUGAUUCUCUGUCAAAAUGCGAUGAAUGCUCUUCAGCGAGGGCUGGAAAUGUCAGUGUUGCUGAUAAAAUUUCAUUGAAGAGUAAUGCGACUUCUAAUUCAGAACUUUUCAAGGCUCCGUCUGGUGCAGAGCCUUUUUUAAAUGUAAAUCUUCAAGAAAAAGAUUUACUACUGUCGGACGAUACUGAAUCCGAGGACGUGCAAUAUGCUGGCACAGAAAAGAGUAGCAGUUUGUCCGGUUUUAAGAAUCCAGUCAUUCAGAGACAGUUGCAUGCGCUUGGGGCAACAGGCGAACACGUUGCGGACGUUACUGAUCUGAAUCUGUGCAAAAACUUAAGGUCUACAUCCAAAAGUGCCAAGCAUUUACAAUCGUCAACGGAAACUUUACAUACUUCUGACGAUGAGACUUCUUCUUCCGGUGGACGUGAAAUACGCAGUAUUAUACAAAACGAACUCGACUAUUGGAGACAUCAGGACGCUGUAGCUGGACAAACAAAGACGAGCCCAGUGUCAGCAUUAUCGAAAAGUGCUAGCCAUCAUAUGCUCAGCCGUGAAGUAACAAGAAAUACAAAGUUGAUGGACACGGCAACUAUGACAACAACAACAACAACAACAGAAAAGCGUUUGGGUAUUCCACUUCCUGGACUGUGUCGCAGUGCUACGCAACCGAUGCCAGUGUCGGAAUCUAACAACGUUCCAGGCACGAGUAUCGCCGAACGGUUGGCGGCACUUCAACGAAGUGGAACAACGAAUUGGAAGAAGCGUGUACCAUGCGAACCUGAUCCACUUCUUGUUUCAAAAUUAUGCGAUAACGAUUCCGUAACUGAUGGUGCUUCAAGCAAGGACGAUUCGGUUAUUAGACAAGGCGUGCUUGCCGAUCGACUUGGAAAAUUGGAAUCUGCCGCGGAAGGAUGGCGGAAGAGAGUGGCGAUGCCGGAUGCCGUGAAAUUUUCAGUUGCUGGUAAAAUGAAAGUCGAACAAUUUGAAGGUUCGAAUUCGGAGUUGUUAUCGCCACUCGUUGAAACUACCAGAAAUGGUUGUAACAGGAAGAAGGUACCACGGCCUGAAAGAUUUCGAAGUCGAAAAGGAAAUGUUAAGGAUGCUUCGUCUACGCCUAGCAGUCCGAGUAAGGAAGCAACAAUUACGUUCCAACGUAGUUUUUCGGAACCUGUAACGGACGAUAGUGGAGAAGACAGUGCAUCAUCAAAUAAGGUUGCUCCAACAGUUUCAAUUCCGCGAGCGGAUGACGAGACGUUUACUGCAUUUUUCAAGGGCGUUUCAUCGGAAAAAUGUGAAUCGGAAACUCUUGAGCUAAACUCUAGCGAUUUUGAUCUCGUGACGUCCUACUCGGAGUUGCUUGUUCAGAAACGUAUUGUUCGAACGCAACGACGCCGAUUGGCUUCGAAAAAUCCUCUGCGCGCUUUGGCAGCCCGUACAGAUCUCAAGACUGAAUACACAGAAAUCAAAACGGGAGUGGCAGAGAAAGUUAUGCGGAGUCUGAAUAUAGAAAAACUGGCGAAAAGUUCAUCAUUUGCUGUUGAAGCUUUGGCAGGUUUGGCGUCCACCGAAAAUUUCAGUGCUGUAACAUUGAAAACUCUCAGCGGAGACGCAAUUGGACAUGCGAAUAAAUUGUGUGCAUACAAAGAUUUGAUGUUAAUUUUAGUAAAGGGUCGUCGACAUGUUCAAGUUCGUUUAGUGGAACCCAUCGCUGCCAGUGUUAAUAGUGGUGACAAUUAUAUUCUUGUGACAAAAACAGAAAUUUACAAUUAUGUAGGGAAGUACAGUAAUGUUAUAGAGAGAGCUCGUGCUGUGGAAAUUGCACAGCGAAUUCAACAGACCAAGGAUUUAGGCUCGCAGGCUUCAGAAAUUAUAACAAUUAGCGAAGACAAACCAACUUGCAGUAGAAGUCAUGUCUUGAACUUUUGGAAUCAUCUUGGUGUUCAGGAUAAUGACGUAGAAGCCAUAGAAGCUGGUCAUCCGGAUGAGGAUGAAUUGUAUGAAUCUGCAGUGAUUGACACAAACAUGGUAUAUGAAAUUACUGGUGAGGAACUUGUGCCGUUUGAAAAAUAUUGGGGUUCGAUACCAAAGAUAGAGAUGCUUGAUCCAAGCAAGAUUCUGGUCUUUGAUUUUGGAAGUGAGAUGUACAUAUGGAACGGUAAAACAGCUUCAAUGGAUAAAAGAAAAGUGGCAACACGUUUAACUAAAGAGUUGUGGGAGGAAGGUUACGAUUAUGAAGAGUGUGCAAUCUGUCCAAUCAAUGCCGCAUUGACAAUCGGUAGACGUGCCAAAAUUGAGACUCUUGAUAAAAAGGGUUCGGAGAGACCAUCCUGGUGCUUAUUUGGGAAAUUAACCCAGCAUAUGGAGACAAUACUGUUUCGUGAAAAGUUCCUCGAUUGGCCAGACUUUUCUCGCGUGAUACGAACGAAGGAUAACAACGUCAAGGAGCAAGUAGAUGGAAGUAUUGUUGUUGAACCUUCGAACAUCGAUACGAUGAUCCAGCCUAAUACAACUUUAGUAGAUUUUGUACUUGAGGGAACUCACUUAGGUAGAGGAACUGGAUGGUACGAUGAGGAGUUGAUGAGACAUCACGAAAUCUCUACGACCAAUGUCACUGUUUGGCACGUCGAUGAAUUCUCAUAUACACUUUUAAGUGAUAGUUCAGUUGGCCAAUUUUUUUCCAGUGACAGCUACAUCGUUCGUUGGAUGUUCACCAUAACUAUUACUGGCAGAGAACUCAGUGGACAACCAUCGAAGCAUUCUGUAAUUGGUAGAGAUCGAUGUGUAUAUUUUAUUUGGCAAGGUAAAAAUGCAUCUUUGAACGAACAAGGGACCGCUGCUUUAUUGACUGUUGAAUUAGACCGUGAAGAAGGACGACAGGUUCGCGUAGUUCAAGGCUUUGAACCGGCUGUGUUCCUGAACCUGUUCUCUGGAAGAAUGGUUGUAAAUAAUGGAAAGCGUAUGGAGAAAAGGACAGAUUCCAAAUGGAGAAUGUACAUUUGUCGUGGUACUCUUGAGUCUGAAACGUCACUCGUCGAAGUACCAUGUAGCGCCCGACAAUUAAGAAGUCGCGGUUCCAUCUUGUUGCUUGGUGCAACUGAUGAAGAGUUGUACGUAUGGCACGGAUCUAAUACACUGCCACAUAUUAGACAGAAUGCUCUAAACGCAGCAAAUUUAUUGAAGAAAAAUCGUCCAGAAGAAGUAGGAUUGACAGCGGAUAGUAACAUAAAUAUUUGUGAAAUAAACGAAGGCGAGGAACCGAAAGAAUUUUUUACUGCAUUGGGUGGUAUGAAGAAAAAACUUUAUGUGUCACUUACAAACGCAGAAGUAAAGGAUCACACGCCAAGGCUCUUCCACUUUUCAAGCCUUCACGGUGUUUUUACACCAACCGAAUUGCUUUGCGCACAUAGGGCUGAACUUGCUACGCCUUUUCCUUUUCUCCAAGAAGAACUUUACCAAGUUAACCAACCAGCUCUUUUUUUACUGGACAACAGGGACGAACUUUGGGUGUGGCAGGGUUGGUGGCCUGACACCGGUGACAAAGAUCAAACUGGUAGUGGUGCUGUAAGAUGGCAGGCUGAGAGAAGAGCUCUAAUGAAUAUGGCAAUACAGUAUUGGAAAAUAACUCAUCCAGAAGCAACAGACUGUCCUGUGUAUUUGGUUUGGGCUGGCCUCGAACCACUUCAGUUUACAAAUUUAUUUCCUAUUUGGGUUUAUCAUGAUGACGUCGCUGAAAUUAAUAUAAGAGAUGGCCGUAAGCCGGGUGAGGUACUAAGCGUUGAAGCUGAACUUGCGCGCCUAACAAAAAGCACAUAUCCUCCUGCUCAAUUGCUGCAGCGACCGUUACCAGAAGGUGUUGAUCCAACAUGCCUUGAAUUGUAUUUAUCACCACAGCACUUCAAAGAGUUGCUAGGUAUGACAAAAGAAGUAUUUCAGAAACUGCCAAUUUGGAAGCAACUGAAAUUAAAGAAGAACAUAGGACUUUUCUAAUGAAUAACAUGUUUCGACAGAAUCAACAGAAACAGUUUUCGCAACACGUUAAUAAAAUCUGCAUUAACUGUAAAUGAUUCGUAAUUAUAUGUCGAAAUGUUUAACCUCUAGGUGUGUCAUUUGUGUGGAAACAUGCCUAAAGUUGGCAUCUGGCCGAAGAGUAUAAACUGUAAUGCGGUUUUGGUUACUUAUUGCGUAACCUCUAAAAUGUAAUUAUAUGCAGAGUGAAAGAGCGAGGAUAAUGAAGUUAUUUCUUAUUUAAGAGAACGCAUAAUCUGUUUAAUUUUUUUACCUCGACGUGUAUUGAAACGAAAUCAAUUUUAUCAUCUCAAAUUUCUGAUUGCUUUGACAUCGUAUAUUAUUUAACGACUUCUGUUGUAAGAUUGAACAAAUUGUUGUUUAGAGAAUUAAUUGACACGUACUUCCUUGAUUAUCAAUAAUUUUUAUUGUUUAUCCUCGCUGCCCCACUCAGUAUAUAAAUGUAUAAUUAUAUUUUUCAUACGCGCCAAACGUUACAUAGCUUGCGAAUAUCUCCUUUAUAUUUGUAUGGGCUUUAUAAUUAUCAUUAAUAAAAUGUCCCCACCCAGGACAUUUAUAUUAUCUAUUUGGAAUGACAAUAUUUAUGUGCAAUGUUCAGUCUGCUAAUUGCUCCGGCAUUAAUUGUUCCAGUGUGAAAAAUCCGAUUUCUCGCGAAAUAUAGAAUUGAUAAGAAAUUUCCACUUUCUAAUACCAGUGUAGAUAGUAUCGGAGUUAUGAAUAGAAUUAUUGCUACAAAAGUUGUUCUCCGUAAUAUACUUUAUUAUGUAUUUUUGCAAAAGCUCUGUGUCCAAAAUUUCUAAAUUUACGUUUUUCAUUUUUCCAUAUUGCGUCGCAAAACUCUUAUAAGUUGCUAGUAAAAUGAUUUUUCUUUCUGCACUGCCGUUGAAAAUAUCUUAAUAAUAAUUACAAGUGCGAUUGUAGAUACGAAUCGAAGGAUAUGAGGUACACAUUUUCAACUGCGAGACUAAAAACUUCCAUUGCGUUACAUUUUGGCGUGAUAUAUAUAUGGUCCAUUGUAUGUACAUACUAAUGUUUUCGAUAUAUAUUUCCAUGCUUUUCUAUAUUCGCCGUAAAAUAUAAUUGGCAAUUUUGCCGAACUGUUAAAAGGAA
Cephus cinctus (wheat stem sawfly) is the source of this 13277-nucleotide messenger RNA. It is a transcript of the gene Svil, whose product is annotated as serine-rich adhesin for platelets. NCBI's taxonomy places the organism in Eukaryota, Metazoa, Arthropoda, Insecta, Hymenoptera, Cephidae. The record is from RefSeq and is a predicted model, not a curated record. Bases 384 to 12128 code for a protein of 3914 amino acids. Gene Ontology annotation, biological process: cytoskeleton organization; actin filament severing; actin polymerization or depolymerization. Gene Ontology annotation, molecular function: phosphatidylinositol-4,5-bisphosphate binding; actin filament binding. Gene Ontology annotation, cellular component: cytoplasm; actin cytoskeleton. The transcript has 27 exons.